Molecule: messenger RNA, 588 nt
Organism: Aspergillus candidus
Lineage: Eukaryota; Fungi; Ascomycota; Eurotiomycetes; Eurotiales; Aspergillaceae
Product: CVNH domain-containing protein
Exons: 3
Coding region: 102-452 (116 amino acids)
Source: RefSeq, a predicted model, not a curated record
CUCCAAUAGCGCUGCUCAUAAGUAGGACAUAAGACCAAGAUGUCUACUUUCCGAGCACAGGGAACCCCAUAUUUCGAACACAUCACCUCAAUAUAUUCAUCAUGUCUUUCCAAGACAGCGCCUGCCAAAUUGAAGUCAUCCCCAGUCCUGGGGGAUCAACAUCUCUCGUUGCCAUUUGCAACAAUGAAGAGGGCUCCGGUCUGACGAGCGACAUUGUCCUCGAUCAGUUUCUGGGAAAUGAGCACGGAAAUUUCUCCUGGACUGGGCAGAACUUUACCCAGAGUGCCCGGAGCGUCGGAGUGUCCAGAGAAGGGCCAAGACGAGUGCCUAUCCUUCACGCUGAGCUCCUCGAUGAUUCGGGGGUUUUCCAACCGAGACAUAUUGAGCUGGCGAGACGUAUUGGAAAUAUCAACGGGGAGCUUGUGCUUGUCGAAGAAGAGUUGAUUGAAUAAGGAGCUCGUCGGUUCACCGGCCUUCAUAUCUCGUGCUGACAUGGGCGAUCAUCUGUUUCAGGAUUCUUUUUCAUGGACACUGUUGCUUGUGUACCCCUUUCGUUCAUUUCGGAGGAUGACAGGUAUUUUGGAUGGA